CGUCCAGGAGCUGCGGUUCUGGACAUUUUAAGGUGAACACGUUUAGUUUGAAGCGGAGUUAAAAACGCGGACAGAGCUGCUGUGGACGAAGAACACAUGAGAGGAGGAGGAAGGCGCGGUCCGGUGGCACAGCUGGAUGUGUUCUGAAAAAUAAAAUAAAACAAAAAUAAAAAACCACCCCAAAGCGGAGAGUUGCUGGGACUUGGCGGUGUUUCAGACUCCGGUGAGCGGCGACGAUGCUGCGCUCCGGUUCUCCGGCUUGAACAGCUCAAAGUGAAGCAGAAAGUGUCAGUUUUGGUGGAUGUUUCCUGGAGGAACGCGAUGGUUCCCCGCUGACUGUCGCAACACGCUGCGGUAGGUGAACCAGACCCGGACCUCCUCAGCUGCAGUUUCACCUCCUUCAUCUCCACCUCAGAAUGGAUUUCCACCUCCUCCUGUCGGGCUCUGCUGAAAGUCAGUGACAGCUGAAGCGCAGCGCCGAGGAUCCGGCGGAUGCCUUCUUGCCCUCCGCUGCUUUCCCACCAUUUGCGCAAGGAAUUUCAUUUUUGAAUUUUUAAUUUGGAGCGGUGGGGGAAUGACUAAUCACACAUUCUGCUGCUCUUCCUCAGCUCAUUUAGACUAGUCACUGUGGUUUCUGCUUUUUAUUUUUGGAAUUCUUGGACAAAAGGGUUCCUGUGAGCCAUCAUUGCGCGCGUCAUCUCCACUGAUUCAUAAUUUUUUUGGGGGGGCGCAUUGAUCGUGGGGCUGCGCGCAAUAAAGGACUUGGAUUUGGCGACGCCAGCCCUCGUUCCCUUUCCACAGUUAACCAAUUUGCAGCAACUUUCCCGUCUCAUGUGGAGGGAAAACGCUCGGUCUGGCGUGCACAAGUCGCUCAGGUUCGCUUCAGACUCCGGAAAGACUGUAGCCGGGUGUUUGAUUUGGGAAGACCUCGACAGUGUCACAGAUCUGUCUAUUGCGCAUUAUCCAACUUAAAAAAAGACAACCGUGGAAGAACUGUUGGAGGCUGCGGAGAUAUUUAUCCACCAUCUUCUACUGGAACAACUGGGAUUUUAACAUCCACCUGCUGGGAAUUUCUACCAUGUCAGGUGUCCGGGAUCUCAGAUGGCCUCUCUUCAUCUGUGUGGCGGCGCUUUCAUGUGCUCUUGCAGGGAAAAUCUCUCCAACCAGCUCAGAUGCCCUCCUCAGUUCCUCGGCAAUGACAGCCAGUCCUUCGCCGCCCAACGUGUACCUGCCCGCCAACUUCAAAAUGUCCAAUGCACAACUGGCUUUCUUUUUGCGGGAGGCUCAGAUCACAGGACAAACCGUUGGCGGUGGCGGCGGCGGCGGCGGUGGUGGCAGUAGGAGCAGCAGUAGCCCCAGUACUGGACACCCGCUGCAGCGCUCGGAGAGUUUUGUGGUUUUCCAGACAAAAGACCUCCCUGCCAUCAACAUAAGCUUUGGGCCUUUUGCCCGGGACCAGGCUCUGUCCAAGGAGCUGCUCCAGCCAGCCAGUCCUCUGGAUAUUCCUGGCCAGCUGACAGUCAACUGGAAGGUGAGAGCCUUCAUUGUUCAGGCGAGGGUCUUCUCCAGCAACCCCACUGUCCAGGUGUUUUUCUACAUCGCCGGCCGCGACUGGGACGACUUCAAGGCUCAGGAUAAGCUGCCGUGCGUCCGCCUGCACGCCUUCCGGGACGUUCGUGAAAUCAAAACCUCCUGCCGCAUGAAAGGCAACCUGGCGCAGUGUUUGGCCCAGCUGGAGCUGCCGCCGUCCUGGUUUAACACCAACGUGGCCCCGCUGGGUCGGAGGAAAGGCUCUGGUGACGGGCUCCUUGACGGCCUGACCAGCGAGACCCUCCAGGCUGAGCUCUACUACACGCUGCACGAGCCUAAUGUGGAUGGGGAGUGCAGCGAGGGUCACAGGGGCGGUGGCGCGUCCAGGGGAGAACCUCUGUCACAGCACCCCCUACUGCGCAUCGGCAGCAUCAGCCUCUACCAGGCCAGCCAGGAGCAGCUGCUGGUGGACAAGCAGUUAGACAAGAACAUGUUCCUCAGGCUGCCCGAAAAGCCACUGAAGCCUGGAGAGACCCUCAAAAUCUUCCUCUACUUGAUGCCAAACUCCACCAUUGAGCAGUUCUCCCUCAAGGUCAAAGCGAAAAAAGGAGUGAACCUGCUGCAGACCAAGUCAAAGAACGCCCAGUGGAAGGUGGACUGGGAGGUGCAGUCCGGCGCCAAGCAUUCCAUCACCACCAUCGAUGUGAACAAGAACAAAGCAGUGAAGCAGGGGGACGUGUUGGGAAACGUGGAGGUGAUGCAGCUGGAUUUCGAGAUGGAGAACUUCACCAGCCUGUCGGUGACCAGACGGAUCAACUGGAACAUUGACUACAAGGGCCAGAACCCGCCGCCGGACUCGGAGAAGGUGGUGACGGAGCUGACGGUGGUGCAGAGAGACAUUCAGGCCAUCAUCCCUCUGGCCAUGGACACCGAGAUUAUCAACACGGCCAUCCUGACCGGACGCACCGUGGCCAUUCCCGUCAAAAUGGUCUCCAUAGAGAUGAACGGGGCGGUCACCGACGUCUCGGCCUUCGUGCAGUGCAAGUCCUCGAAUGAAGACAUCGUUAAGGUUUCCAUGAAUUGCGACUACGUGUUCGUCAACGGGAAGGAGACGCGGGGCUCCAUGAACGCCAGGGUCAUCUUCAGCUACGAGCACCUGAGCGCCCCGCUGGAGCUGACCGUCUGGGUGCCCAAACUUCCCCUGCAGGUGGAACUUUCUGACAACAAUCUGAGCUUCAUCAAAGGCUGGAGGGUUCCCAUCCUGCCCGACCGAAGGAGCACCAGAGACAGCGAUGCCGACGACGAGGACGACGAGCGGCGGGUGAGUCGAGGCUGCACCCUGCAGUUCCAGCGGGCCCUGAUCAAGGUGCUGACCCAGUUCCACACCACGUCCACGGAGGGCACUGACCAGGUCAUCACCAUGCUGGGGCCCGACUGGCAAGUGGACGUCACCGACCUGGUCCAGGACUCCCUGAAGGUAGCCGACCCCAGAAUAGCGGAGCUGGUGGACAGAACGGUUCUGGUGGGCCUGGAGCUGGGAUCCACUGUGCUCAAGGUGGAGUCUCCGCUGGCAGUCGAUGCGGUGCUGGGAGAGGCGGCGUUCUCGGUCACAGAUGACAAGGUUUCCAUCACGGAGCUGCGUGUUCACGCUAUUUCAGGCCUGACCCUGUCGCUGCAGCCCAGCCCCGGCAACAGCCACACCAUGGUGGCCAAGGCAACGGGCCUCCAGACGCUCACUGCUCCCAAACAGGAGGCCAGUUUGUCUUUCUGGAUGCUUUUUAGUGACAACACAGCCGCCACUCUGACUUACUUUGAUCCCAAAGACUACAACCUCAAUGCCUCAACGCUGGAUGACAAAGUUGUGUCAGUUUCCCAGGAGCCUCAGCAGCGCUGGCCUGUGCUGGUGGCAGAAGGGGAGGGAUCUGGUGAGAUGGUGCGUGUAGAGAUGACCAUCUGUGAGGCCUGCCAGAAGACCAAACGCAAGAGCGUCAUCGCAUCUGCUGCAGUUUAUGUCAAGGUCCGCUUUGGCCCAGAGGAGGACUCCGAGGAAGAGGUGACCACGGAGGGCGAGAUUGAACUGGUGCCCGUGACCAGGCGUCCAAUCAUUGAUCCAAACAUCAGUGGAAGAAUUUAUGAGACAUCUAAUGAGCAACCGGCCAGCGUUCCCAUUGAUUACACCAAUUUCCCCACCAUGAGCAACGAGGAGCGCCCGACUGACAGCGACGAAGAGGAAGAAGAUGAUUUUGUGCAUUCACCUCGCAACAUGACCGACCUUGAGAUCGGCAUGUACGCUCUGCUGGGAGUCUUCUGCUUGGCCAUCUUAGUCUUUCUCAUCAACUGCAUCGUCUUCGUGCUCAAAUACCGCCAUAAGCGGAUCCCGCCUGAGGGUCAAGCCAACAUGGACCAUUCCCACCACUGGGUGUUCCUGGGAAACGGCCAGCCGCUGAGGGCCCAGUGCGAUCUGUCACCGCAGCAGGUGGAAAGUCCCAGCAACCCUUUGGAGGGUGUGCAGACUUGCUGCCAUGGGGACCACCACAGCAGCGGCAGCUCCCAGACUAGUGUUCAAAGCCAGGUUCACGGGCGGGGCGACGGCAGCUCCGGAGGAUCCACGAAGGAGAACGGCGAGGACGCCAGUUCGCCCACCUCCAAGCGCAAGAGAGUCAAGUUUACCACCUUCACCACCCUUCCGACAGAGGAGCUGCCCUAUAACUCCAUCCCCAUAGCAGACGAGGAGGACAUUCAGUGGGUGUGCCAGGAUAUGGGCUUUCAAGACCCAGAGGAACUGCACGAUUACAUGCGCAGAAUAAAAGAAAUAGCCUGAGAUAAGAGGUGCAGUGUGGAGCACCGCUCUCAGCUUUCUAAACGUAAAAAAAAUACAAAAUUAAAAAAAGAAACGUUCCUUUCUAUUUUUCUCUUUUUCACCUAAGUGAAAGAUAAUUUUUCACAGACUAAAAGGCCAGCUGUUGUUUUGGUUAGGGUUUGUUCCAUUUAGUUUGCACAGUGCUGUAAUCUCAUACACACUCACACAGAAGAGAACGCAAGGAAGCCAAAGACUUAACCAGAGGAUCUCAGUCGCUGGAGGAAUCUGUAAAUCUUGGCUAUAGCAAACAUGUUCCAUGGGGAAGCUGAGCCAUGGGCAGACGUGACUCUUAUUUUUCAGGAUCUGAUUCUAGAGAAAGCCUGACAUGGACAGGAGAGCAGAAGAGGUGGUGUCUCGGUGGCUCAUUGGGACUCUGCAGUACUGUACCUAUUCCAAACAAAGAGGCCUUUGAUGAACAAAUAACUGUCAAAGACUCUCGAGAAAGCUAUGUUUAAAAAGAAAUCAUUUUGUUUUUUGCCAAAGUAGGAAAAGUGUUCUUUUAAUGGUGAAACCCUCUUCAUUGUUGUUCUCGGUGCAGCACACUCAUGAUUUGUACUCAUGUUCAUUCCUUGCAUUUUUCUACAUUUCAUAGGUAGUCAGAAGCAGUGCCCUACUACUAGUCCUCGUGGUCCUGAGCGAAUCUAAUGCCUUAUAAAAAUGGUCACAGUUCACUUCUUAUAUCAGCGCGGACACCCUGUUUUCUCACUAUAGCUAGGGACGGCGUAGUAACGAGCGACGAUGUAAAAUACUACGGCUGCUCUCGAGCAUGAGGUAUAAAAAGAAAAGAGCUUGUGCAUUGUGAGGAUCUCUAACAGUCUUUGCAUGGAAGGGGAUCUUGAGGCACAAUCAGCAACGUUUUUGUUUUUUUUCCUCCAAAUUUGUAAAUGUUUAUAUUGUAAUUAUAUAAUCAUUCAUACACAUUAACUAAACUAAAUAUGUUAUCAUGCAUUACACGCAUGCCAUGUCAGGCCUACAUACAUGCAGACAUUCCUCUCUAGUAUAUGUAUAUACCGUACUGAGCUGGGACCACUUCCAGCACCGACGCUCGACGAGUUACUUACUCUGAGGUAAAAGAGUGGGAAGCUGGUUGAGGUCUUGAAAUUUUUAUAGUCUUGUGGUGGGUAGAAGGUUCCCCUUGGUAAUGUCAUGACAGAACUGUAGAUUUUUAACAAACUGGUAUCACGUUUGACUGUUGAACAUGGGGAUUUGCUAUGCAUCAGAACUGUAACAGAUCUAAUCUUUUAAUGAUUUAUUUCCCUUCCCCAAGUUUCGCUGGCCUCCAGCCUUUGGGAAAAUAAAAUUAGAAAAAAAAAAAACUUGUAAUGUACUAGUUGGAAACAUUCUCACUGAGCACAAGAUCCUCUGCAGGAAAUGUCAUCCACCGUUCAGGAAGGUUACUGAAUAUAUUAUUGAUUUUCCUCCAUUAUUUAAAUCAUGGCCAUCCCAUGCUGUCACGCUGUUCUCCGUGUUAUGUAUGUCAUCCUUAUUUUGUUUAUCUGUUCCAGUGAACCGACAUGUAGAGGUCACAAAUCAGCUUCAGCUGAAUAAUACGAACAGGGCAUGAGACUAGUAGCUCUUGCGGGGGGAAUAAAAUAUAAAAGAAGCAGCUGUGAGGAUGAUGUGAGUGCGAUUGUGAGAGCCUGUAAAUGUAUCUCAGGAUGCUGACUGGCUUCACUGACGAGUCAGGGUGGUUGCAAUCAACACAGCCAGCGAUGUGAUUGACGAGUUUUGUUAUGCAGAUGUGUCCUGAAGUGGUAUUCCUGAUACACUAAAGCGGGAAAAAGUUAAAGCAUUGGAUGGGUUACUGUACAUCAGUUUGACAUGCAGCAUCUGAAGACUGCGAGAGACUUCAACGAAAACAUAGCAAGGCAGCCAGGCACCGUAACUGAGAGCAGAGCUAAUAGUGUUUUUAACUGCAGCUGCCCUGUUAGCGUAGCAUAUGUUUGUAGUAUUAGAGAGGCUAACUCGAGACGACGUUUGAAGGCUGAUGUUAUUCCAACUCUGAUCUCACAUAAAACAAGUUCUUUUUUAGGACUAAUGAGACAACCAUGAGUUUAAAGUUACUUUCCAUGUUACUUUCCUUCAUUUCUGUACUGUGCAUCUGAGGGCUUGGGCUUGUUUUUUUUUCUUAUAUGUUAACCGACUGAUUUUGGUGAACCUGUGAGUAAACGAGUUCUAGUGAUAAUGAGUGGGAGCUCUAGUUGUUGUUGUUUUUUUGCUUUCCUACCUGCUCCCCAGCUCCUGAACUCUUGGUAAAGACCCAAUCCAGAACUGUUGUCAUCUCAUUGUGGCAUCUCUGUUACACAAAGAACUGCUUCAUUUUGGACAAAAUUAAAAACAUAAAAAGGUUGAUCAAAAAGUUACAAGAUUGUGCUUUCAGAAAUCAAAAACAAUCCAAUAAAAGUAGUCUCCUGCACAGUGAUGCAUGGUGCUUCCUGGAAGUCUUCUUAUGUACGCGUGUCAAGAACCAUCUAGAAUGAGCGGUGAAUCUCUUAAGCUUUAUCCAAACUGCAACUCAAAUUUCAUUUUGGGGAAGAGGAAGAAGCCAACAGAAGUCAAAUCUGGUGAGCAGGGCAAGUGGGGAAUGGUGAUUUUGUUGUUGCGGCCAAAAAACGUGCCAUUGCACCACAGUUCAGGUAAUUUGCAUCAAAUGUUCUCAGACAUCUCAAGAUGAUGGAGUAAAACUUGACGAUCUGAUUUUAGGGGACUAAUUUAUGUUUCAAACCAUGUGUAUGAUUGUAUGAUUUUGGAAACUGCAGGCUCCUCUCCUGUGACAAUUGUUCUCAUGGUAGUAGCCGCAGACCCAUUACUAGUGAUGAUCCUCAGUUUGACAGUUGGGUCGUCUCGGCUACUGACUGAUUCAAAAAGUCUCGUUUUCCUCUUUGCUCCAAUUUGCAGUAUGUACGGAAAUCGAACAUGCACAUUUACAAGUUGAAAAAAAACACGUAACCCAGGUCCUGAUAUUGAUAUUGCCGUUUUAUACCAUCUGCUAACUCGUUCUGUUGCCCACAUGUGUCCACGAUGCACCACUCAAACAGUCUUGAGACUUCUUGAUCAACUCUCUUAGUUUAUGCAUACUUGGAGGACUUGUUUAGUGAACUUCUUGUUCACUAAAUUGAUUAUAUGUAACUGUUAAAUGUGAUCUAAGUCAAUGGUCAUAGCAACAUUGUUAAUAUUGGAGCAAAACCUCAGAAUCAGAAAGUGGCCAUAAGAUAACUUCCCAUAGAAAACCACAGCUUUCAGUAUUCUUUGUGUGGAUAUAUCUAAAUGCUGGAUUGGGACUUUAAGGAUUUGGUUUACUGCAUGCCCCCUCUUUGUUCCACGUGGCUGAAAUGAAAAAUGACCUGAUUCUAGUGUUAAACAAUGUUCAGUCUGUGUUAGCAGCUGAAGAGAAGAGGAGAUAUUGUUUCUGACAGUCCAAGCCCGUCCUCCUUCAGCCACAGCAUCAACAUGAUUUGGAUUUGAGAGAAAUCGCAGCCAGCUGCAAGCGUUUCAGUUUUAGCUUCACACGAUGGUCUCUCAGGAUGAAUGUAGAAUUCUUAACUAAACCUGGCUGUGUUGUGUUUAGUGUCGACGUGAUCAGCCCAAUCUGGUGACAUUACAGAUUAAGUGUCUAAUAGCAGCUUCAUAUGGUUUUUCCUGCUGAUUUACUCACACAGUGUGUAAAUAUGUUGUUAUUUUUUGAUCAUUUUUAAAUCUGGCUUCCCCUCCUCAGUGCAUUUGGUGUCUUUUUUGUAAUGCUGCUUCGGUAACAUGCACAUGUUGCUCAUUUUGUAUUUUCUUCAGGCUGCUAAUAGAAACUUAGUCUUCUUACAACAUGUAAAUGAAGAUCUUGAAUUGUAUCCCCACCCCACGCCCCACUCAUGGUGAACUGUGCACAACGUGCACGGCUCAGUUGGCUGUGCCAAGCAACCACCACACUGACUAUAAUAUUGUAAUGUACAGAGCACUGUAUUCUCUUGAAGACAAACCCUUGUAUUUUCCCGUUAUAUGUAAAGUACUAAAGAAAAUGCAAUACACAAA
Molecule: messenger RNA, 8413 nt
Organism: Acanthochromis polyacanthus (spiny chromis)
Lineage: Eukaryota; Metazoa; Chordata; Actinopteri; Pomacentridae
Gene: tmem132e
Product: transmembrane protein 132E
Exons: 9
Coding region: 1079-4351 (1090 amino acids)
Source: RefSeq, a predicted model, not a curated record